Molecule: messenger RNA, 1536 nt
Organism: Iphiclides podalirius (scarce swallowtail)
Lineage: Eukaryota; Metazoa; Arthropoda; Insecta; Lepidoptera; Papilionidae
Source: the annotation of a GenBank genome assembly
AUGAAUAACGAAACAUCGAAAAAUGUCGAAUGUGUUGUGGAGGAGGUGCUAGUUAAACCGAUAGAUACUGUUGAUUUGAAUGCUAUGACUCGAAAAGAGAAAAUGAAAUACGUCAAAUCCAAUAUUACUGUAGAACCAAUACUGACUUUGUUCAUGGUGCCUAGUGUGUUGACCCUGCUUGCUGCGCAGAACUUGUACAUAGACAAGGCAUGCCGAGUGAAUCUUCAGUUUGGUGACGAGGUGUGUAUGGACCUUAGACUGAGGAAGACAGAUAAUCACACUUCCCAGGAGAUUGAAGUUCAGAAGCUGAUCGCAUCAGUACAGUCAUGGAGGAGUGUUGUCAAUACGAUCGUGCCAACGCUAUUGAUGCUUUUCAUUGGAGCGUGGAGCGAUAAAACUGGAAGAAGGAAGAUUUGUAUGCUGAUGCCAAUUUUUGCUGAGCUAAUGACGUGCCUGCUUAAUAUAAUAAACACAUAUUUCUUCUAUGAGAUAUCAGUGGAAUGGACUGUGUUAAUAGAUAUUAUAUUUCCAUCGCUCACCGGUGGCUGGUACACAAUGUUUCUCGGCUUCCCUAUAGGAAUGGGUUUUAGUGGGGUUUUGAUAAAGUAUCUCGGCUACUACGGUGUGUUUAGCAUAGCGGGUAGCAUUCACUUGUUCAAUUUUUGCUAUCUUUACUUCACUAUAGAAGAUCACACGUGGCUUGAAAAUAAACAAAAGAAAAAGCGCUCGGGCUGUAUUGGUUUUCUUAUAGAGUUCUUUGACGUUAAAAGUCUCAAAGAAACUUUGGGCAUAGUGUUCAAGAAAGGAAGGAAUAACAGAAGACUUCAUCUCUGUUUAAUUCUCACGUGCGUCUGUUUACAUUUCGGUCCAUUGAUGGGUGAACUAAGCGUCAUGUACAUCUUCGUAAGAUACCGCUUCAACUGGGAUGAAAUGCAUUAUAGUAUUUACUCAACCUACAGUCUUAUUAUGCACUCCAUUGGCACUAUAUUCUCAAUCAGCGUGUUCAGUAAAAAAUUGAAAGCUCAUGACUCCGUAUUGGGUAUAAUCUCGGCGGCCAGCAAGAUAGCCGGUGCCUUGGUGCUCACUUUCGCUGUAAAGGGCUAUCAGGCGUAUCUUUGUCCUCUGGUUGAGAUCUUAAAUGGAACUUCAGCAAUUGCUCUGCGAUCCCUCUCCUCCAAGUUGGUGUCAUAUCAAGAAUUGGGUAGAUUGAACUCGCUGUUUGGACUUGUGGAAACUAUCAUGCCUUUGAUAUACGCACCGGUAUAUACAAAGGUUUACGUUGCGACCCUCCAUUUUCUUCCGGGAACAGUGUUUCUACUAAGUAUUGCAUCAACAGUGCCUGCUUUGAUUAUAUUUAGUUGGUUCUAUUAUGACCAUCGUAAGGGAGCAAAUGAGAGAGAAUUACAGACUAUAACAAAAUCGGAUGAAGCUGAUAAAGCCGGCCAUGCCCAAAUACCAUAUCAUGAGUCUCAAGUCGAAUGUCUCCUCCAUGAAGAAAAACGAUCAGCAUCAAUCAAUCAUAACUUAACGAAUGAU